AUUGCUAAUGGUUGCCUUUUCAAUUGAAGAUUAUGUGUACCAUACUUUAGCGGCCAAAGCUAGUGGAGAACUGUGCUUAAAAUAUAUUUUUUCCUUUGGAGCAUUUGCGCGGAUGCCCCUCCUACACAGUGCGGCGGAGUGGAAAGUGCCAACCACUUUUAUUUAUGGCUAUCAAGAUUGGAUGAAUUAUGAAGGAGCUCAAGAAGCUCGCAAGCAAAUGAAGGUCCCUUGUGAAAUCAUCAGGGUUCCUCAGGGCGGGCACUUUGUGUUCAUAGACAACCCAAGCGGUUUCCAUUCAGCUGUUCUUUAUGCUUGCCGCCGAUUUCUCUCACUUGACCCUGAUACUGAGUCAUUGCCCGAAGGUUUGUCUUCUGCCUAGAGAAGAGAAUGUUGUAAUUAUUGUUCCAUGUACAAAUACAACUUGUCUUAUUGUAGUGGCACAUAGAACAUUCAUAUUUCAUUUAUCAAAUCUUUUCGAGUGUAUCUUUAUAUGAUUAUCUUGUGAAUGUAUCCUGCCUACCGGUAGUGUAUGGGUUUACAUGAAAAAUAAUGGAAGUGAUAUAGCAGAUUGAUUUCC
Corylus avellana is the source of this 577-nucleotide messenger RNA. Lineage: Eukaryota; Viridiplantae; Streptophyta; Magnoliopsida; Fagales; Betulaceae. The record is from RefSeq and is a predicted model, not a curated record.